This is a messenger RNA of Alosa alosa (allis shad), 1099 nucleotides long. RefSeq names its product zinc finger protein 239-like. Bases 1 to 1080 code for a protein of 359 amino acids. NCBI's taxonomy places the organism in Eukaryota, Metazoa, Chordata, Actinopteri, Clupeiformes, Clupeidae. The record is from RefSeq and is a predicted model, not a curated record. The transcript has 3 exons. Gene Ontology annotation, molecular function: DNA-binding transcription factor activity, RNA polymerase II-specific; RNA polymerase II cis-regulatory region sequence-specific DNA binding. Gene Ontology annotation, biological process: regulation of transcription by RNA polymerase II.
AUGACAGAACUACUAAUACCAGUGAAGAUGGAGAUCAAAACAGAUGAGUUUGAUGAUUUCCUCCGUGAAUAUAUUUUGGCCAGUAAAUUGGGAGAUAAGACUGUACAGGAACAUGACUUUAAGAUUGAGAUACAAACAUCAUCAACCUGUAGAGAAGAGGAGUUCACACCAGUGGAAAUUAAAGAGGAACACAAUUCUGAAUCUGGAGAACAUGAUGACCAUGAUGACUCCUCACCUACAAGAACUGUCCAAAUGAUCACAGCUGGGAAGAGUACCGUUGCUGAUUCAGAUAUCAACCCAAAUAAGAGAACACAUUCCAGAGGAAAGUCAUAUUAUUGUACCGAGUGUGGAAAGACUUUCACUCAGGUGUGUAAUCUCAAGAGACACCAGAAAAUCCAUACGGGAGAAAAGCCAUAUCAGUGUUCAGAUUGUGGAAAGACUUUUACUCAGUUGGGUCAUCUCAAGGGACACCAGAAAAUCCAUACUGGGGAAAAACCAUACCCGUGUUCUACAUGUGGGAAGAGUUUCAGAAGCAGCAUUGAGGUCACUAUCCAUAAGAGAACACAUACUGGAGAAAAGCCAUAUCUAUGUUCAGAGUGCGGAAAGACUUUUACUCAGGUGUCUAAUCUCAAGAGACACCAGAAAAUCCAUACGGGAGAAAAGCCAUAUCAGUGUUCAGAUUGUGGAAAGACUUUUACUCAGUUGGGUCAUCUCAAGGGACACCAGAAAAUCCAUACUGGGGAAAAGCCAUAUCAGUGCAGUGCAUGUGGGAAGAGUUUCAGCACCAAAAGAGAGCUCACUAUCCACCAGAGGAUCCAUACUGGGGAAAAGCCAUACGCUUGUUCUACGUGUGGUAAGAGUUUCAGAAGCAGCAUUGAGGUCACUAUCCAUCAGAGAACACACACUGCAGAAAAGCCAUAUCACUGUUCAGAGUGUGGAAAGACUUUUACUCAGUUGGGUCAUCUCAAGAAACACCAGAGGAUCCAUACUGGGGAAAAGCCGUACAUAUGCUCCACAUGUGGGAAGAGUUUCAAACACAAGUGUUCUUUCAGCCGUCAUAAAAUGAUCCAUGUAAGGUAAAAAUGAACACCAGUGUUCU